This is a messenger RNA of Lampris incognitus (smalleye Pacific opah), 620 nucleotides long. RefSeq names its product stathmin 2a (gene stmn2a). The transcript has 5 exons. Gene Ontology annotation, molecular function: tubulin binding. Gene Ontology annotation, cellular component: cytoplasm; neuron projection; growth cone. The record is from RefSeq and is a predicted model, not a curated record. NCBI's taxonomy places the organism in Eukaryota, Metazoa, Chordata, Actinopteri, Lampriformes, Lampridae. Gene Ontology annotation, biological process: microtubule depolymerization; regulation of microtubule polymerization or depolymerization; neuron projection development. Bases 33 to 572 code for a protein of 179 amino acids.
GAAACCGCUCCCCCCCACCCAACCAACGCACCAUGGCCAAAACAGCAACCGCAUACAAAGAGAAGAUGAAGGAGCUGUCCGUCCUCUCCCUCAUCUGCUCGUGUUUCUACCCUGAGUCACGCAACAAGCUGGCCUUCGAGUUUGAAGACAUGGAGGUGAAGCCCAUCAACAAGCGGGCCUCUGGCCAGGCCUUCGAGGUGAUCCUGAAGCCUCAGUCCCCGGUAUCGGACGCAGCCCACACCGUCGCCUCACCCCCCAAGAGGGACAUCUCCUUGGAGGACAUCCAGAAGAAACUGGAAGCUGCAGAGGAACGGAGGAAGACCCAGGAGGCCCAGGUGCUGAGGGCUCUGGCAGAAAAGCGCGAGCACGAGAGGGACGUGCUGCUGAAGGCCAUGGAGGAGAACAGCAACUUCAGCAAGAUGGCUGAGGAGAAGCUGCAGAUGAAGAUGGGGCAGAUCAAGGAGAACCGCGAGGCCCACCUGGCAGCCAUGAUGGAACGUCUACUGGAGAAGGAAAGACAUGCCACCGUGGUUCGCCGGAACAAAGAGCUGAGGGAAGAGCUGACAGCGUGAGAUGCACACACACCCGAGUCUCGACAUCCACGGUCCAUCUACGUCCCC